UUAGUCUUUACACCCACUCACACCUCCAUUUUAAACCCGACACCUUUUUUUUCUUCCAUCUUCUACUCUCGUCUAUCAUAUUCAUAUAUCCAUAUUCCAUCAUAAUAAUAUUGAUAUCCCAUGUGAAGCUCACUUUGUUCUCUCCCACGCACUAGCUAGCUAGUUAACCUUCUUUGAUCUAAUCAAUGGCCGCAAAUCAGUCCAAACCAGAUGACUCCUUAGAGAACCUCAGAAUUGUCGUGGAAAACAACCCUUCAAGUUCAAGACUAUCAGAACUAGGCAUCAAAUCUUGGCCCAAAUGGGCAUGUUCACCCGGGAAGUAUCAGCUGAAGUUUGAUGCAGAAGAGACAUGUUAUAUGGUGAAAGGCAAAGUUAGGGCUUAUCCAAAGAAAGGGUCAACAAUAAUAGAGGAUGAUUAUGUUGAAUUUGGAGCAGGAGAUCUUGUUACUAUCCCUAAAGGACUUAGUUGCACAUGGGAUGUAUUGCUUGCUGUUGAUAAAUAUUACAAAUUUGAUUCUUCUUCUUCUUAGUGAUUUGUUCUUAAGAUCUAACACAUGUCUUUUGUCCUAAUUAUUACGCCAUUUUUUUAAUUCUAAUGUGGAGGUUAUCUAUCUCAGUUGAUAAAGUUCGAGCAAUGUUAUAUAAGACUAUCUUAUGUGUA
Molecule: messenger RNA, 661 nt
Organism: Beta vulgaris subsp. vulgaris (sugar beet)
Lineage: Eukaryota; Viridiplantae; Streptophyta; Magnoliopsida; Caryophyllales; Amaranthaceae
Exons: 2
Coding region: 186-530 (114 amino acids)
Source: RefSeq, a predicted model, not a curated record